Aspergillus luchuensis is the source of this 342-nucleotide messenger RNA. RefSeq lists its product as uncharacterized. The record is from RefSeq and is a predicted model, not a curated record. NCBI's taxonomy places the organism in Eukaryota, Fungi, Ascomycota, Eurotiomycetes, Eurotiales, Aspergillaceae. The coding region runs from base 1 to 342 and encodes 113 amino acids. The transcript has a single exon.
AUGGAAGAAGGCGUUGUCGACGGCCUAAUUCGGUCAAUGGGUGAGAGCGGACGGAACGACGCACCAAAACAUUUCACUAUCCAAGAACAAACAAUCAGCUUUGGGAAACUUUUUGACGAAGAACAUGCCGACUGGAUAUUACCUUCCUUUGCACCGCAACGGUCGAUCCUGGACCAUCUCCAUAUCCACACGAUCUCACCCACGGAGGUGGGAUUAACACCAACAAAGGCCUCUGUCAAGGCAAACCGAUAUGCCAUUCUACUUCGACCACAUCGGCAAUGCGGCAAAUUUGGCCGGCAGUGGAAUAUCAGAGGUGCUCCACAUGUUCCAUUUCACGACUGA